AUGGGCACUGGUUCAUCGACAGUGCGAAUAUGUGUCUGCGGUGACGAAGGGACCGGAAAGUCCAGCUUGAUAACUUCUCUCGUCAAGGGCGUUUUCGUAACAAACAAGAUACAACCAGUGCUUCCUCAGGUAACGAUUCCACCGACAAUCGGCACGCCCGAAAGUGUAACCACCACCACCAUCGUCGAUACCUCAGCGUUACCACAGGAAAGAAGCAACCUUGCAAAGGAACUCCGGAAAUCCAACGUGAUCCUGUUGGUCUAUUCGGAUCAUUACAGCUAUGAAAGGGUGGCUUUGUUUUGGCUGCCGUACUUUCGAUCCCUGGGCGUCAAUGUUCCAGUCGUGCUAUGUUCCAAUAAGUCGGACCUGACAACGGAGGGAGUGGAUCAGCAGACGGUCGAGGAUGAAAUGUUGCCGAUAAUGACAGAGUUCAAGGAGAUCGACUCUUGCAUACGGAGUAGUGCCAGAGAACAUCGAAAUGUGAAUGAGGCUUUCUUCCUCUGUCAAAAAGCUGUCACCUACCCUAUAGCUCCUCUCUUCGACUCAAAAGAGGCCGUGCUGAAACCAGCGGCCGUGAAUGCACUCCAGCGUAUUUUCUACCUGUGCGACAAAGACCACAACGGCUAUCUGAGCGAUAAAGAAAUUGAUGAUUUCCAGAUAAAGUGCUUUGGGAAGCCGCUGAACGACGAUGACCUCGAGCAUAUCAAAGAAACGAUACGAAGGACAUACCCGCAGUCGGUGACUCCGUUGGGAAUAGAUUCUCAAGGAUUUUUGCAUCUUAACAAGUUAUACGUGGAAAAAGGCCGCCAUGAAACUGUCUGGAUUAUACUCAGGGCGUUUCAAUACACCGAUAAUUUGUCACUCCAAGAAGAUUUUCUACAUCCACGCCUUGAAGUUCCCCCCUUCGCUUCGGCGGAACUCUCGCCUGCCGGCUAUCGGUUUUUUGUGGAUUUAUUUUUACUCUGUGACAAGGAUAACGACGGAGGCUUGAACGAUGCGGAGCUCGCCUCACUAUUUGCUCCUACUCCUGGCUUUCCAAGCUCGUGGACCGAUGAUUCCUUUCCGUCGUCUACCGUGCGCAACGAAGCUGGCCAUGUGACUCUUCAGGGAUGGCUGGCUCAAUGGAGCAUGACCACAUUUACGUCCCCAAAAACUACGCUUGAGUAUCUUGCGUACCUCGGCUUUGAAUCUACCGACCGUAGCAACCCCUCAACCACGGCGGCACUGAAGAUUACCAAACCACGGAAACGGCGACGGCGUCCUGGACGAGUUGGACGUAAUGUCGUUCUAUGUCAUGUUUUAGGUGCGGCGGGAUCGGGAAAAUCUGCCCUGCUCGACGCAUUCCUCUCACGAGGCUUCAGUCCGACUUAUCGCCCUACAAUCCAGCCCCGAACGGCUGUGAACACGGUAGAGCUUCCAGGCGGACGACAGUGCUACUUACUUUUGGAUGAGCUUGGUGAGCUGGAGCCGGCGAUACUAGAGAAUAGAACAAAACUGCUGGACCAAUGCGAUGUCAUCGCAUAUACAUAUGAUUCGUCCGACCCUGAUUCCUUUGCUUAUAUUCCGAAAUUACGCGCGAAAUACCCACACCUCGAAGAGCUUCCGAGCGUUUUCAUUGCGUUGAAGGCCGACCUGGACCGUACGACACAGCGUGCGGAAUGUCAGCCCGAUGAAUACACCAGCCGGCUGAACAUGCCCGGGCCUCCGUUACACGUCAGCGUAAGGUGGAAUUCGAUCCAGGAACUAUUCGUUCACAUUGCAGAGGCAGCCAUGGAGCCGAGUACCGCAUUCCCAAGGUCGGAAGAGGAUGUAGAAGGAAAAUGGAUGGCUUGGGGUAUCGCUAUUGGAGCGAUUGUUUGUGCUGGAGCAGCGGCUGUUGUCAUUUGGCGACGUGUGGCGGGGAGCGCCAGUUGA
Molecule: messenger RNA, 1914 nt
Organism: Coccidioides posadasii C735 delta SOWgp
Lineage: Eukaryota; Fungi; Ascomycota; Eurotiomycetes; Onygenales; Onygenaceae
Source: RefSeq, a predicted model, not a curated record